UUCUCGUAUCAUUAUUCCUAGUAUAUCCCAUCGUUUUCCUAUUCUGGUGACUACAAGGAAGAAUUCUUCUAUUGGCAUAUUUGAACGUCCCAAUGUUCAAUCCAAUAUUUUUAAUGUUUUAAAAGAUCCCAUGGAACAUGAUUCCAGUUUACCUUCUUUUAUGGUUGGUUAUAAAAAUGGAUUUUUACCUAGACAGGAUCCUUUAGCUUGUUUACCCAACAGAUUUUAUGCUCUUGAAUAUCUUUUACAAAAGAUGCCAAUUCGUCUUCCAAAUGGUGAACAAGGUUUGUUAGCAAAAGGUAAAUUAGGUGAAGCUGUUAAAGAUUUACCAUUAUAUGAUGUUAGCUCUAUUUCAGAUCAAAGACUUUUAUCUGCUUUAUUUCGUGAUUAUACGUUUUUGGCAUCCGCUUACUUGCUUGAACCUUGCGAUAUCAUGUAUCGAGAGAAAAAAGAUUAUGGACUAGGUCGUCAAAUAUUACCAAAAAAUAUUGCCGUACCAUUAAAUAACGUUGCCAAAAAACUUUAUGCUUUUCCAUUUAUGGAAUAUACUCUUUCGUACAGUUUAGCCUCAGUGUUAGUUAAAAAAUUUGAAUCAAUUUUUUUAAACUUGGAUCCUUUCCUACCAAUAACAUAUCCUAAUUUAAACCUUGUUCGUGCAUUUGCCGGUACACCUUCCGAGCAUGGAUUUAUCCUUGUCCACGUAGCAAUGGUUGCUAAUAGUGGAAAUUUGGUUCGAUGGACAAUAGAAACUCUCAAUUCGGCUGAACAAAAUGAUCGUUUGAAAUUUAACAAUGCACUUAAGAAUUUAAACGAUACUAUGUUUUCAAUUAAUCAAGAAAUGGAAACCAUGUGGAAAAGAUCAAAUCCUGAUGAUUACUUAAAAUUUCGUACUUUUAUAAUGGGAUCCAAGAAUCAACCCAUGUUCCCAAAUGGUGAAUCCGGUGCAAAUGAUUCCAUGAUCCCAUGCAUGGACAAUUUAUUACAAUUAACUGAAAAAAUGCCAGAUAAUCCUUUAACAGAAGUUUUAAAAGAUUUUCGAAAAUAUCGACCUACAAAUCAUAAAAAAUUUUUAAAUUAUGUUCAAAAUCGUGCCAAUGAAGUUAAUGAUGCAAAUAGUGCAACUCACUAUUUGGAAAAUAUGGACCAAAUUCGUGCAUUCCGUAAUCGACAUUGGAAUUUUACCAAGGAAUAUGUGAUUAAAAAUACUGUGCAUCCUGUUGCUACUGGAGGUUCACCAAUCGUAACAUGGCUUCCCAACCAAUUAUAUACCAUUCUUGAUCAAAUCAUACAAAUUGGUCAAACAAUUGAUAAUACACAACUAUCUUUUGAAAAUAAGAUUAAGCUUGAUGAAAUUUUGAAUAGAGCUACUACACAAGAACGUGUUUUAACGCGUGAAGUUAAAUAUUUAAAAGAAUUAUUUGGAAAAAGUCAAGAUAAAAUUUAG
Molecule: messenger RNA, 1444 nt
Organism: Scutellospora calospora
Lineage: Eukaryota; Fungi; Glomeromycota; Glomeromycetes; Diversisporales; Gigasporaceae
Source: the annotation of a GenBank genome assembly